AUGCCAAAAAAGUAUACCAAACAAUAUAAGAGAUAUCCGAGCGUUCCGAAUCAGAGUACUAAGCCAGCUGUUGCAGAUUCGGCGCAAAAACCAUCGCUCUCGGCCAUCUUUGGCGUUCCUCUCAGUCGAGAAGAGCUGGUAGAGACGAAACGCCGAGCACGAGGUGGCGGCUCUUUGAGCAAAUCUGUGGGUCCAGCGGUGCAAUCCGAACCAUGUAUGGACCCGGAGAUUGCUCGCUUCGUGCAAGAUCCGUCGAGAAUCACAAUGCUGCCGCCAGUGAAGGCAGGACCACCCGCCCCAGCAAGUUGGAUGGUGAAAAAGAGCGUCCAAGAGCCCGAAUUCAAGAGGGUCUUCAAACCGCAAGAGGAGGGCGUGUCAAGUCUUAAGAGACUAUGCAUCAAGAGCGUUGCGGAGUUCUACCCCGAACACAGGGCGCUGUUGGACGUGUACAGUGAGUAUCUGUCUACGAAUCUAGUGCUCGACAUGUUGCCUCAAAUAUCACAACUAAGCAAGUACACAGUGUCUCCCCAGGCAUACAGCUUGCUCUUGCAUCAACCAUCAUACCCGGAAAUUACCCACCUGGAUCUCUCUGGCCUGGACUUGAGAGAAACGAGGGUACUCGCUGACUGGCUGCUAAGUCGCAAGAAAGAGAAGGAAGAGGAGGAAGUAGAUUGGGAGGAUGUUCAGGAUGAAGAAGCAAAUGUCGAAAAGUUUCCCAAUCUGACAUCUCUGUGUUUGGCAUACCCUUCGCAUCACAAUACUCGUCUAUGGCCUAUGUUGCUGUCGUUAACGAAACAUUUCCAGCUCAGCAAGUUGGACAUUUCAGGAUGGCCUGCUCCUCCGAGAGCAGAGUACGAUAUCCGCAAACUGGCUCAACACACCUUGUUUCUCGAGGUUCUAGGAGUCAAUAAUUGUCCAUGGACUUCUUUACUUCUCAGUGAGUCGGUAGUUCCGUUGUGGAAAACUAGUUGGAUCAAAGUCAGAACUGUUCUAGCAGACGGUGAUCAGGAGGCUCUAAAGAGGGUCAGAGGACCCGGCCGUUGGUUGUCUAUCGAGAAACAAACGUCAUAG
Yarrowia lipolytica CLIB122 is the source of this 1071-nucleotide messenger RNA. Lineage: Eukaryota; Fungi; Ascomycota; Dipodascomycetes; Dipodascales. The record is from RefSeq and is a predicted model, not a curated record.